AGGACCCUCUUCCUCCUCCGUCGUCUCUUUCCAUUCCGCAGAAGUCUGGGAGGCACAUUGGAGGGACGAGGAAGGCGAAGGGUUAAAGCGAGCGAGGGGGAGUUCCUAGAGAGGCCUGGCAGAGGGCGGGGCUUGAACUGCCUGUGGCCCCUUCCCCUCUUUCCUUCCGGCCACCGCAAAAAAGAACCUUUGCUUUCUCCGCCGGCGGUAGCCUCAUCAUCCUCGUCCAGGUCAAUGAGGCUGGAAGCACUGGAGAAUUCUGGGAAAGAACUGUGUGGAUAAUGGUGAGUGAGGACCCCACUAGCUCAGCUGCCCAGCGCCAGCACUUCAGGGAAUUCUGCUACCAGGAGGCCAGGGGCCCCCAAGAUGUUUGCAGCCAGAUCCACAGCCUAUGCCAUCAAUGGCUGACUCCUGAAAAACCCACAAAGAACUAGAUCCUGGACCUGGUGAUUCUGGAGCAGUUCCUGGCCAUCCUUCCCCCGGAGCUGAAGAGCUGGGUCAGGGAAUGUGGAGCAGAAACCAGUGCCCAGGCAGUGGCCCUGGCAGAAGGUUUCUUGUUGAGCCAGGCAGAAGCCAAGAAGCAGGAAGAGCAGAAGAUGGCGAAAGAAUGACCCUGGCUCUCCCUUCCAGGCCUUCUCCUCUUUGUGGUGGGGUGGAGACAGCCUCCAUGCAACUGGACCAGGGCACAGUGACCUUGGAGGAUGUCACAGUUUACUUCACGGAGGAGGAGUGGGCUCUGCUGGAUCCAGGCCAAAGGGCUCUGCACAGAGAAGUCAUGGAGGAAAUCUUCGGGCAUCUGGCCUCUCUGGGUGGCGGAGGCGAGAGUGAGAGAGUGGGUGAGCCACAGAAAAGGAAAACUGAAACGAAAUAUCAGUGGAUGAAAAAAUCUCCUGCUUCUGAAUGUUCCAGCUUGCAUGAAAUUGCAGUCCAAAGAAAGGAUUUCAGAGGAAAAUCAAGCUUUAUUAUGCAGAAGAAAAAAUAUUGGGGCUCAGAAGGCAGAAAGAACUAUAGGUACAGCUCAAAACCUAUCCUAUACCAAAGAAUCUACAAAGAGGAGAAACCAUAUCAAUGCUCAGAAUGUGGAAAGUGUUUCUUUUACAGACAUGUCCUUACUUCACAUCAAAGAAUCCACACAGGGGAGAAACCAUUCAAAUGCUUGGAGUGUGGAAAGAGCUUCAGCCGGAGAUCAUCUCUUACUUCGCAUCAAGGAAUCCACACAGGGUAUAAACCAUAUCAAUGCUCAGAAUGUGGGAAGUGCUUCUUUUACAGACAUGUCCUUGCUUCGCAUCAAAGAGUCCAUACAGGGGAGAAACCAUAUCGAUGCUCAGAAUGUGGAAAGUGCUUCUUUUACAGACAUGUCCUUACUUCCCAUCAGAGAAUCCACACAGGUGAGAAACCAUAUCAGUGCUUGGAGUGUGGAAAGAGCUUCAAACACAGCAAAAGUCUUACUUCUCAUGAAAGAGUCCACACAGGUGAGAAACCAUAUCAGUGCAUGGUGUGUGGAAAAAGCCUCAGCAGUAGCUCAGCCCUUACGUUCCAUCAAAGAAUCCAUACAGGGAAGAAACCAUAUCAAUGCUCAGAAUGUGGAAAGAGCUUUGUUCAGAGGUCACAUCUUACCUCCCAUCAAAAAAUCCACAUAGAGGAGAAACCAUAUCAGUGCUCAGAAUGUGGGAAGAGUUUCCGUCACAGACAUGACCUCACUUUGCAUCAAAGAAUCCACACAGGGGAAAAACCACACAAAUGCUUAGUGUGCGGAAAUACCUUUAGCCGGAGCUCAUAUCUUACUUCCCACCAAAGAAUCCACACAGGGGAGAAACCAUAUCAGUGCUCAGAAUGUGGAAAGAGUUUUGCUCAGAUGUCACAUCUUACUGCCCAUCAAAGAAUCCACACAGGAGAGAAACCGUAUCAAUGCUCAGUGUGUGGAAAGAGUUUUGCUCGGAUGUCACAUCUUACCUCCCAUCAAAUAAUACACACGGAGCACAAACCAUAUCAGUGCUUGGUGUGUGGAAAGAGUUUCUUCCAGAACUCAAAGCUUACUUCCCAUCAAAGAAUCCACACAGGGGAGAAACUAUAUCAGUGUUCAGUGUGUGGAAAGAACUUUGCUCAGAGGUCACAUCUUAGUUCCCAUCAAAGAAUUCACACAGGGGAGAAACCAUAUGAAUGCUCAGUCUGUGGAAAGAGUUUCGGUCACAGACAUGACCUUACUUCUCAUCAAAGAAUCCACACAGGGGAGAAACCACAUAAAUGCUUAGUGUGUGGAAAUACGUUCAGCAGGAGUUCAUAUCUUAUUUCCCAUAAAAGAAUCCAUACAGGUGAGAAACCAUAUCGCUGCUCAGAAUGUGGAAAGAGUUUUGCUCAGAUGUCAAAUCUUACUUCCCAUCAAAGAAUCCACACAGGUGAAAAACCACAUCAGUGCUUAGUGUGUGGAAAUAACUUCAGCCAGAGCUCAUCUCUUACUUCUCAUCAAAGAAUUCACACAGGGGAUAAACCAUAUCAGUGCUCGGUGUGUGGAAAGAGUUUCUGCCAGAACUCAAAGCUUACUUCCCAUCAAAGAAUCCACACAGGGGAGAAACCGUAUCAGUGUUCGGUGUGUGGAAAGAGUUUUGCUCAUAUGUCACAUCUUAUUUCCCAUCAAAGAAUCCACACAGGGGAGAAACCAUUUCAGUGCUCAGUCUGUGGAAAAACCUUCAGCAGGAGCUCAACCCUCACUAAUCACCAAAAAAUACACACAGGAGACAAACCAUAUCAAUGCCCAGUGUGUGGAAAGAGUUUUGCUCGCACAUCACACCUUACUCGCCAUCAGUUGGUCCAUACGGGGAAAUCCUUAUAAUUGUUCAAAAUAUGGGAACUACUUUUGUUGCAGAAAAGCUCUCACAUUGCAUCAAAAAAUUCACAUAGGGAAGAAGCCAUAUCAGUGUCUGCUGUGUAUAAAGAGCUUCAACCACACAGCAAAGUUCUAUGAACUUUAGAGAAUCCUCACAGGGAGGACUGAUAUCUGUUGACAAAUCUUCUGGUCCAGCUGAUCUCUAAACAAACAUCAAGGAAUCCACACACCGUGGAACCUAUAGAACUAUUCAGAGCUUGUCAGACCUUUGGCAGUGGCCUAUCUAUCCUCUGAGAUUUCUGCAGUCCCUACAUUAAUAUUUAGGUAGAAAAGCUGUCUCACUAAAAGACCUUUCUGAGUGAAGUUUGGGGCUUGUGGCUGCUGUGCAGGAGUAGCCAUAGAAAGAGGAUAGAGGAGCAAGAGAGGGGGAGGGGGAGAAAAAUGACACCUCACCAACAAAUCGAAAAUAAAAAAGGGGGAAGAACUCCCAAGGUGCUGGUAGAUUUCCAGCAAAACAAACAUGAUGAUUAAUUUUAUCUACCCAACAAUUGCCGCUGAAGAAGAGCACUGCCUUGAAACUUGCCAGACAACACUAAAACUAAUUUUAUGGAAGUAUAUCAAUAUAAAUAUUGAGUAAACCUACCAGCACCUUGGGAAUUCUUCCCCCAUUUUUUUGUCAAGGGCUAUAGAGGAGCCCAUGGUCUGCCUAGGUGGAAGGGGUCUCUUUAUAAACUUGACCAUCUGAUUGCGUAACCAAAUAGCAGUGCUGCUUAGGUUUCCCUUGACUGAGAAGCUCACCCCAGAUUUUAGGUGAGGGAUUGCAGACUCCUUAGCAGAAGGCCUGUUCUGUCAAGAAGCUGAAGCAAUGCUGAGAUGGAGCCGACUGGAAUAAAGAGGCCACUGACAGCAUUGCGUAGUGGGGAGCCAGGCUGGAUCCAGACUAGAACAUAGACAAAUUCCAAGCCCGGCUCAACCCUGAAUACAAUGGAGGGACCUCAGGCAAUUGCUAUUCUGCAGUUUGACCUAAUGCACAGGGUUGUGAUGAGUGUAAGGCAGAAUGGAGAUGCCAUGUAUCUACGCUCCUUGAGUAAAAUGCAGUCAUAUGUAGACUUUGGUCAUCCAAAAACCUUUAGUUCCAGAAGUAGAUUCAGAUGCUUUCCAUUUUGCCUUGUGUUCUAAAAAGUGUUAAAAUGGCAAGUUAAGCUGCCCAUCAUAACUCAAGGAACUUUUGUUGAAAAGUGUUAUGCAAAUAUACACACUUGGACAAAUGCGUUGGUACCCCUCCACGAAAAAAGAACUCACAAUUGUCUCUGAAAUAACUUGAAACUGACAAACGUAACUGGCACCCAUCAUUGUUUGUUCCACAUUUAACAAAAAUCAGACUUUGCUUUAGAGUUUCUAUGCAACAGAAUAUUUCAAAUAAUCAAACAAAUGAAAAAUGGCAUGGACAAAUAUGAUGGGACCCUUAACCUAAUAUUUUGUUGCACAACCUUUCGAGGCAAUCUCUGCAAACAAGCGAUUCCUGUAGCUCUCAAUGAGUUCUGCACCUGUCAACAGGUAGUUUGGCCCACUCUUCCUGAGUGCUCCAGCUGUGUCAGGUUUGUAAGGUGCCUUCUCCAGACUGCAUGUUUCAGUUCUUUCCAUAGAUAUUCGUUAGGAUUCAAAUCAGGGCUCGUAGAAGGCCACUUCAGAAUAGUCCAAAGUUUUGUCCUUAGCCAUUCUUGGGUGUUUUUAGCUGUGUGUUUCGGGUCAUUAUCCUGUUGGAGGAUCCAUGACCUGCAAAUGAGACAGAGCUUUCUGACACUGGGCAGUACGUUUCACUCCAGAAUGUCUUGAUAGUCUUGAGAUUUCAUUGUCCACUGCACAGACUCGAGGCACCCCGUGCCAGAUGCAGCAAAGCAGCCCGGAAACAUAACUGAGCCUCCUCCAUGUUUCACAGUAGUAUGGUAUUCUUUUCUUUGAAAGCUUUCUUUUUUCAUCUGUGGACAUAGAGCUGAUGUGACUUGCCAAAAAGCUCCAGUAUUGUCAUUAAAAAGCCAAACUGGAAUUUGCUAAAAUGCAUAUUGACAAGCCACAAUGCUUCUGUGAGAAUGUCCUUUGGACAGAUGAGACAAAACUGGAGCUUUGUCUAUGCCAUUUUCAUUUUUGUUAUUAUUUGAAAUAUUCUGUUGCAUCAAAACUCUAAAGCAAAGUCUGAUUUUUUGUUAAAUGUGGAAUAAACAAUGAUGGGUGCCAAUUACGUUUGUCAGUUUCAAGUUAUUUCAGAAAUAAUUGUGGGUUCUUUUUUUGUGGAGGGGUACCAACACAUUUAUCCAUGUGUAGGUAGUAGUAGAAAACUUCCAUAUAGUCUGUAACUAUUUUGUACCGUCCCAUAUAUUAUGCUCCCUUCAGCCAUGUGGUUACACAGCAGCAGUAGUGAGGAAAAUUCAGGACUGCUAGUGAUCAGUUUGACGGGAUUGAAACCAGUUUGCCCCUGGUUUCCACUUGAAGGAUAGGCAGGAAAAGAGGGGCUCUGGUGGCGAUCUUUGAGGGGGCAGUGUUUGGGGAAGCUGGAGCCAGACAGGGGUGCAGGCAAAGCAAGGACCAGAAAUAUUUUUAGGAGGAUCCCUCUGCUGUAGUUGCCCUGUUACCAUUGACACACACUUUUCAAAGGCAGCCUUGCAUUGUACUAAUAAUAUCCCUGUGUGUAGAUAGAGAAAGAUUCUGUCGCUCUUUAUGUGAGGGAGGAGUGGAGCAAGAGCCCUUGCCAAGAAUUGCAUAGUGUAGCAGAAAAAAUAGAGCUUGUUUCCAGCACUAUACUGAACUAGUCUUUGGAACUCACUGCUACUCUCUAUAGUAGGCCUGUGCUUUGGCAAAAAGGUGGCCACUCGCAGUGUAGGUAUAUUAGUGCAGUACCAAAUGGCUUCUGGUGUGAGUGAGGGGUUCCACUACAGGAAUCUGAGCUGGUGCUGUCCCAACAGGUAGCCGUGGGGAGUAAUGGGAUGGGCAGUUCUCAGAGCACUUUCCCCAUGGAGAUGUCAAGGAGAGUACACAGAGGAACUACCCCUCCCAUCACUGCCUGUGCAACCGCAUGCCACGCCCUGUCCGCCAUCCCCACUGGAAGGGCGUGAUACUGUGUAGAGAGAGCCACACUGUGAGUGAUCACCUCUGCAUGGCAUCAGCAUGAUGGUCAUCUGUAUUCAGCCAAAGCACAGGCUGCUACAGCAUAGCCAUAACCCAGAAGAGAGGCCGGAUCUUUGAGGGAAUGUACAGCUCCCAUACACUUGUCAGGCAGGAGGAGAUGGAUUCCAGCGGCAGCCUAUGGUUUCCAGCUUUUGCCUUUUGGACAGCUGCCCUCCUGUUUGCUGGGGGACUGUGCGGUUGGGAACCUGAGUCCAGGGGGUCAGGAAAAAGAAGACUCCAGUCAAGGAUCUUGUUUUUUGUGAGGUGGGUGGGGAGUGUCAGUCCUUCAGUGUUCUCUCCCAGAGCAACUCUGAAGACCUUUCUGGACUGAUGGAGCUACCACCUCCUUCAGUAAUGUUGGCUUGAGGCUCAGCAAGGAGAGACUUCGCUGCUUUGGGUGGAGAUUUGGAGUUCCUGGCCCCACCAUCCUGUCAUGUAUAGCCUAUCAUGUACAGCUCACUUCUCACAGGCCUUUGCCUGUUAAAAACUUGCCUUAUUUGAUUCUGGAAUUACAUCCCAUAUGAAAUGAAUACCCCUGGUGUUAAAUGAAAUUCAUCCAAGGGUUGUUCCAAUCAGUAAAGAUCGUAUGGUUAGUUUCUCCCAGAAUGUCUGAUUUUUAUUGUCAAGUAAGAAAAGGGCAAAAGUCAAAACACUGGCUUAGAUAGAGCUGAGGUACAUCGCCUCAAGAAAGGUUGCAAGACUGACUUGCUUUUGACGUUAAUUAAAUAUUACAACUUUAUUUGUUGGCCACCCCCUCAGAAAUUGUACUCUGGGCAGCUCACAAGGUAAAACAAUCAAAGCAGUCUACAAUAAAAUACAAAAGUGUUUUUAAAACAAGUUUCAAAAGUCACGCUUUAAACAGCAAAAAAAACCCUCUCUUUUGGAGUAGCUUACUGUACUUGCAGCUUCUAAUUCAGGGUCAGCCUAGCUGCUCAAGCAGUUCCCAAACUGCUUCCAUACAAGGCCUUCUCCUUUCUGCAGACUUCCUUGGCUGCCUUAAAAAGCAGCUAAAGACCACCUUGUUUGUUCAGGGCUUUAGCCCUUAAGGGCUGCUGGUCUCUCUGCUCCAGUGUUCCUUCUAACAGGGAUUCUCAUUGUUGACUACAACUCCCCAUAAUCCCCAGCCAAAGGCCAUUGCCUCACCAGCUGGGGAUGCUGGGAGUUAUAGUGAACAGCAUCUGGAAAUCCCUGUUAGAGGAAACGCUGCUCUGCUCUCCUGAGCACUUGCCAGAUUGGACCCUACAAUAGUGUCACGACUUGUCCAUUAAGUGUACUUCCAUACUGCCUGUGUUUCAAUAUCUCAGUCCCUGCACUGUCAGCAAGGUGCCUUUUACCUUUCGGAUGCCUUUUAUAACCCCCCCCCCCUUGGGAUAUGUUUUAUGAAAGGUGGUGUAGAAAUCAACCUCUAAAAGUUAUGUAUGUUUUGAUUCUUGUUCUUGGGGUCAUUUCAAGCUUAAAUACAGAUUUAUUUUGGUA
Messenger RNA from Hemicordylus capensis (graceful crag lizard), 7462 nucleotides. Its product is annotated as zinc finger protein 420-like. Gene Ontology annotation, biological process: regulation of transcription by RNA polymerase II. The record is from RefSeq and is a predicted model, not a curated record. NCBI's taxonomy places the organism in Eukaryota, Metazoa, Chordata, Lepidosauria, Squamata, Cordylidae. The transcript is spliced from 5 exons. The coding region runs from base 506 to 2830 and encodes 774 amino acids. Gene Ontology annotation, molecular function: RNA polymerase II cis-regulatory region sequence-specific DNA binding; DNA-binding transcription factor activity, RNA polymerase II-specific.